Molecule: messenger RNA, 1095 nt
Organism: Aureobasidium namibiae CBS 147.97
Lineage: Eukaryota; Fungi; Ascomycota; Dothideomycetes; Dothideales; Saccotheciaceae
Product: kinase-like protein
Exons: 1
Coding region: 1-1095 (364 amino acids)
Biological process (GO): protein phosphorylation
Cellular component (GO): cytoplasm
Molecular function (GO): protein serine/threonine kinase activity; ATP binding
Source: RefSeq, a predicted model, not a curated record
AUGCUCACUCCUCCUUCUACGCCCGCACGGGCAAAGCUCGAUGAUCAGUUUCCUUCGAGGCGGUCUCUGGAUGCUUCUCACUCUCGUGUCCAGGAACUGCACUUCACUCCUGACUUGUCACAAGCACAGUUGCUGGGUGAAGGCGUGUGGAGUAAGGUAUACAGCAGCCCAGCCCUGCCUUCUCGUCAGAGUGAAAGCGGGCGUCCUCUGACCCCACCAUCAACACCACACAGGAGUACCUUUGGAUCUUCUGAACAGUAUGCAAUCAAGACAGCAACACGCUCGGACGCAACUGGAGUCUUCCAAGCUGAAGCUCAGAUACUCACUCACAUUCAAACUUACGAAUCGAGUUCGGACUACGUGGUUCCCUUCCUCGGUCUAUGCACAGGAACACCGACUCCUUCUCUUCUCUUCCAACGUGCAGACUUCGGAACUCUAGAAUCCCUUCUCGAGUCCUCAUCCAACCUUCCCUCAUCAUCAACUCUGGAUCUCUUCCUCCACGUGUUACAGCGAUUAACCCACGGCCUUUACUUUCUGCACAACACAGCGAACACCAUCCACGCUGACAUCAAACCCGCCAACAUCCUCCUCUCAUCGAGUUAUGACUCAUUACCAACAGCCCGCUACGCAGACUUUAGCACCAGUUUCGUGGCUGACACUACACCAUCCUCACACUCAGGCGGCGGCACCUACUCCUUCAUGGCACCCGAACAACUCUCCCGCGAUGCUGAUCUCUCUAUCCCAACUUUCUCUUCGGACAUCUAUGCUCUAGGUAUCACUCUGCUAUCCUUCCUCUGUGGCGGCAACCCUUUCGAGUCCUUACUCAACAAUGGCUUUCGCCUCAGAGAAGCGGUAAAGAUGGGUGAUGCGAUGAGUUGGGCUAUGCAAGAACCUGCUUUUGAAGCCAGAGUUGAGCAAUUGCAAAAGGAGUGGCAGAGGAGAAGAGGCGAAGGAAACAUAUUGAGUCUUGUGGCUUGCGCGUUGAGGAAGAAGAGGGAAGACAGAGUUGAUGCUGGGGCUUGGUGUAGGAAAGUUGAUGCGUUGGUUGGGAAGUUGAGCAAGGUGGAGUCGGUAGGGUUGGGGAUCAGAUGUUGA